Molecule: messenger RNA, 8954 nt
Organism: Toxotes jaculatrix (banded archerfish)
Lineage: Eukaryota; Metazoa; Chordata; Actinopteri; Toxotidae
Gene: akap11
Product: A kinase (PRKA) anchor protein 11
Exons: 12
Coding region: 324-6041 (1905 amino acids)
Biological process (GO): intracellular protein localization
Cellular component (GO): cytoplasm
Molecular function (GO): protein kinase A binding
Source: RefSeq, a predicted model, not a curated record
ACUUUAAAGGUUUCAAACUCUAGAAAUGGUUUUAGCUUCAGUUGUUAUUAUUGUUGUUUUCUGACAAACAGUCUAAUUCAGCAUUAAUUAGGCUUAAAACGUGUCUCAUUCCUAUUUUCAGUUGUAAAACUGAAGUAAUUAGGGCGGUCGGGGAGCCCCAGGUGUGCGUUUCUUCAGUAACGGCUGCGGUGCGAAGACGAGCUCAAACGGACGAUUCGUUCACGGGUCGCGCACUAAAGACAGCGGCCACCGUCAGCGCUGCUGGAGUCCGACACCAAGCGGUGAGCGGCCUGUCAGCCAGCCCUGUGCAGCUCUCUUUUGUUAUGGAUGCCUGUGCCCGUAUUAGAGGAGUCCCAUUAAGGUCCAGGGCCUCAGUCCGGAAAGAGACUGUGCGUGACAGUGGGGCACAGAGUGUGAAGAACCUCUUCAGGAAUAAAAAGGAGCUUUGCAGUGUUGGCCCAGAGCUGCCAACCAGAGACACCACAAGACUGACAGAGAUUCAUUUUGUGUGUCUGCCUGGCCAGUGUGAAGGGGAAGAUGUCACCCAACAGGCUCUAACAUCUCUACCAGGGGGCCUGUGUGAACUUCUCAGGUCGCUCCACGUUCAGAGUCUUAAAAAUGAUGAGGUUCUGCUGCUCAAGGACUCCCGCAGGCUGGCAGAGCACAAAGACGCUGGGCCUCAGUGUUGGUUAAAGGCUGUGUGUGUGCUGAGGCAUAGCCCCAGCACUGGCGUCUACCCUCAGGCCAGUGUAGCGUCUUUGCUGGGCUUGUUGGGAUGCUACAUGGCAGGUGUCCGCUAUGCUCUGGAGCUUCAGGCUCUUCAGAGGGGCACAGCUGAGCCCAGUCAGCCAGAGGAAGAUGACACCAACCAGUCGGUCUCAUCGAUCGAGGAUGACUUUGUCACAGCCCUGGAGCAUCUGGAGGAGGAUGACACAGGAGACAAUCCCUCUGCAGCUUCCUAUCGUCAUUUUAAGAAGCGUGAUGUGGCAUCACAGACAGUCCCAGCCCACAAGAGAAGAAAAGAAUUAUCAGGCUCCCGCGUUAUCAUCAGCUCAUCUUCGAAGAAGUAUUUGGCCAAACAUAGGUCAGGUCCAGAUGUAUCCGUCACGGUGCAGAGAUCAUCAGGUGUGGAAUCCCAGUGGACUUACUGCAGUCCUGGAGCUCGUCUCCCUUCACCUAUGAUUCAUGUCAGUGAAUCAGAGGAGUCAGACUGCUCUAGCCCCAGUCCAAUCAUUUUCCUGGACGAGGUGGGCUACCAGAAGAGCCUGCUGGCCAAGCUGGAUAUCCCCCAGGUGCCAGGAGGACCUAGAGAGCGAGUUGAAGACUCAGACUCUGAAGUCAGUGAAUUCUUUGACAGUUUUGACCAGUUUGAUGACCUGGAGGACCUGAGCUCAGAGAGCUGCACUCUUGCCCUGCCUCUGGACACCAUCAGUGCCCCAUCCGCUCAGAAGAAGUCAGCUGAGUCGAGCACCGGUGGGUUGGCAUCCAAAUAUGUUUCUAGGGGCUGCUCAACCAAGGGAAUGAAUCCUCACCGCUUUGACCAGCCCACUCUCCCAGCCAAUGUGAAAAAACCCACUCCUCUGAAACCAGGCUCUCCUUACUCACUUCACUCUGAGGUGCCUGACUCCCCUCGACCGGUGCAGACCCCAUCUGAGGAGAAUGGUGGCCCACUAUUCAGUCCUGUCAGCUCCUCGGCCUUCAGCCCUCUGGUGGACUCUAGUGGGCCGCUUGAAUACUUUUGGAAGACACAUGAGGAUGGACAGGACAGCUCAGAGCUACGUAAACCCCAGGAUCUCUGCUCUCUGUAUAAGACCUACUCAGACUUUGCCAGCAGUCUGUCCAAAGAAAUUCUGGGAUCUGUUUGUGGCAAUCAGUCUGCUGUGGACAUCAGUGACAACAAGAAUCUUAGCUGCGUCUGCCACAAGGAAUUUAAGAACCCUUCGGGUUACUUGAUGAAGCUCUCAGAAAUACAAGAGACUGUAACAGUGGACAAGCUGCAGAAGAAGCCUCAGUCUCUGAAGGAUGGCAUUCAGAGGUUUGCCACCGACCUGGUGGAAAUGAGCCUGGGCAGUGCCUUGCGAGACCUCCAGAAAGGUGUGUCCUCCUGUACCACAACCUUGUGUCACUUAGCUGCACGGCUCACUUCGUCAGUGUUUCAGAUGGCCUUCCAUGAGAUUGGUAUGCGCCAUGCCUAUGUGUUGAAGGAACGAGCAGUCAAUGGAUUAGCUGGCUUCCUGGUCGGAGAGGCUGUGUCUGGGGCGCUGAAAGAGUUCCUGACGGUGAAAAAGCAGAUUUUCCACAGCACAGUGACACGUUUUGCCGCUGACCUGGCUGAAGAACUUGUGUUUGAAGGCAUUAUGGAAGUGUGUCAGUUCUCCCACCCCUCAACCCCUCUUACACCAAGUGACUGGUCCUUUGGCCACAGGCAAGAAGAAGAGGAAGAGGAGGAGGUGGUUUCCUCCUAUGCCUCAGACUUGUCAGAGUCCGUAAUCCAGGAGGCCUUCAUAGAGCUCUCUCAGGCUGAUGUUGCCUUCACUAGCCAAGCAGCUAUUAGUGUGUCUUUAGACAACAUCUGUUAUGUUAGUGCAGAGAACACUAGCACUCACACCUGCAGUACCUUUGCUAACCAGCAGGUUGUAAGUGCCAGCUCAGCUGCAGAGGUUCCAGGGCCCUCAGGAGAGGAUGCUACCUGUACGGUGAAGAAAGCCCUGUUCACCGUAUCAGGCAUGGCCAGCUGUAUUCCUGUGCCCCAGGCAGGCCAAGCCCUCUCCCACCUCCAGGAUUCUGAAGAGGCCUGUCAGUAUAAGUCUAGUUCAUCAGAUACCCCACAGUCCAGCCCCAAAAGAAUAACUGUGUCUUCCUCUGACACCGCCACAUCCACACAAACUCACCUUUACAGUCAUGGAACUCAGACCCCCAUACCUGAAGGAGGACCCACCCAAGGAAAGUCCCCAUUCCAAAACUUCUCGGGCAACAUGGUGGAUAUGAUAGUAACUGAGGCUUGUGAGCUAAUAACUGCUUCCAAGAUGAAGAAGAGUUUUGGUGACUGUGCUGAUUUCUUUACGAAGACAAUUGGAAGCCGAAGAGGCUCUUCUUCCAAGCAGGAGACGCUAAAUUUUGAGGCUCCUGAUUCCCCGUCGAAGCAAGGAGCCGGCAGCGAAUGUUUCAGAUAUGGCUGCAGAGAUUCUGGGUAUGUUAGGAUGGGUGUCUCUGUUGAGCAAGCAACAGACCUUAGCACUCCUCACAUGUCCUUUCAGACAGGCUCUGAAAGCCAGAGGAGAUCCAGCUGUGAGUUAGAUCCUAGGACCAGUGGUCUGGUUGAAACACAGUCUGUAAUCAUGCACACUCUGGACGUGCCGGGUACCAACAUGGGUGGACAAAGGAGGGUAUCUGUCCCUGUGGAUGCCUCAACUCCAACCUCUGGCCAAAAAUCGGAUGGGACUCCUGGCACUCCUCCUUCUACCCCCCAUCAGCCCAGUGAAGUGUCCAAGGAGAAGCAGAUAAAACAGUUCUCCAAGAAGCUGAAAAGCAAACUGGCCAAGGAAUUUUCCCCUGCUACGCCCCCUCCCACCCCUCACUAUCAGCCGGAGCCUGGCCCAGGGCCCAAAGACAUCACCCCUGAGGCAGACAAAGCAGAGUUCAUGCUCAAACUGAUGAGGUCUCUCUCUGAGGAGGCAGAUGGCAAUGAGGAUGACGAGGAGGAAGAACCCGCAGAAGAGGGUGGUGUUGGUGGCACCAACCGUUGUUCAGAGACAGGGGGUGGGCGGCAUGAACCGAACCGGAUGUCUGCUCGCCGAAUGUCCAACAAAGAAGCUCUCCACUAUGCUGAGAGGUUGGCUUGUCACAUUGUCUCCAUGGCAACAGAGAUGGACACACUGGGAGCGGCAGAAGAGGAGGGAGAGAUGAGCAAGGGCAGCGAGAGGAGGAGAGACAGUGUGGCUCAGUUCUCAGAGCAGACGCUGAACACCUUGUGGGUGUAUGCUGGGGAGGUGGCAGGAGAGGUGAUCAACGAUGUGAAGAGGAUGGUGAGCUCUGGACAGCAGUGUCCAUAUCACAGAGAUCUCAGACGAAGAAGCUUGGACCGAUCUAGCUCUGAAUGUUUACAUCACCACCUCCACCACCAGUCUCAACCCAGUACAGACCAGAACAGAGACUGGAGGGUAGGCAGGCUGGCUGAGCAGUGGAGCAGUGACCUGAUAGCUUCUGUCUUUCGGUCUCCUGCCUCCACUUCGAGUACCGUGUCCAGCUCCAGCUCUGGCCUGUCCUCGGAGUAUCCCAGCUGUGAGAGUGUGACAGAUGAAUAUGCUGGCUACCUCAUCAGGGUACUGAAAAAGGAGGGCGGUAGCAGGGAGUUGGUCCUAGACCAGUAUGCGAGCCGUUUGGCCUAUCGCUCCAUAAAAUUAGGCUUGGCUCAUGCCAGUCGCAAGAUCAAGCAGAGAUCCUCCAGCACCCGCCUUCACUCCUCCAAGUCACUGCCAGAUGAGUGGAAAGCUUCUGGUAUUGAGGUCUCACCACUCAAGGACAGAGCAGAAUCGGUGGUCUGUCCCUCAGGCGAGGAUGCUCAGUGCUGUUGCAGGGACUCUGAAGAGCAGAGUCAGAGGGAGUACAUGGAUCUGGUCAACUUUGCAGAGUCUUUAGCUUAUAACAUCACUUGUGAUGUCACACGCAAGCUGCACCUGUCCUCUGCACGGCUGCCUAAGUCUCUCACUGACUCUUGUCUUUAUAAGAAAUCCAAACUUGAAGACAUGGCAGAGAAUCUCAUCAGGAACUCCUUCUCCUGCCCCCUGUUGUCCAAGGAGGGUAAGAGCAGGCAUUACCACAGUACAGGAAGCCUGUAUGAUGGAGGCUACAGCAGUAGAGUGAUGCAGGUCAUCGAGCAUUAUGCCAGCAAGAUAGUGGAUGACACUUUGAAGAUGAGCCUGGCUUCAGUUGGUCAUUCAUCCCGGGAGCAUCAGAGGACCCAAGGCCAUGACAGACACUCUCACACCCAGAGGUUGUCUGAGGGGCCAGCAGAGGGCCAAGCUCUGGGGGAGAGGACGUGCCGUUAUUGUCAGAUCCAGGAGUGCCCAUACUGCACCAAGCACAACAGGCGCCACCAGCCUGUAUUACAGAGGAGGAAAAGGGGGCCAGAAUGUCAGGCAAGGUCUGAGCGGCUCUCUAGCCUGGACAUUCCUGAAAUCCACAUUGACCUGGACCACAGGGCAGCAUUUGCAGAGGAGAUGGUGUCCAUGGCAAUGGAGACAGCUAAACGUGAGCUUAGCAACACCAGCCUUAAUGCCGACAGUGGCAUCGGUCAUGAUGGAACCAGCUACGCUGAGAGCCUGACUGCUGAGAUCAUGACGUCAGCCCUGUCCAACAUCUGCCAGGCUGCCAGCAUCAGCUCUCCAGGGAGAGAAGCCACAGAGUCCACUGUGUCCCAGCAGCUGAGUGUAGGAGAUGACAGUCUGGGCAGCUGGUCCAACCUGAGCUUUGAGGAUGAGCACCCAGACGACAACAGCAGCUUCCUCCACCUCAGUGACAGCAGCAAUGGGAACAGCAGUAGCUGGAGCAGUCUGGGCCUGGAGGGGGAGGCGUGUGAGGAGCGCAUGUCAUUCUCCCCCUCUGACAGUGACAAUACAGAGGACAAGGAGACUGAGGUCAAAGAGGAAUCCAGUGGGACUCUCUGUGUGGACAGGACUCAGAUGCAGGCUCCCAGGACUUCACUGGUCAUAGUGGACUCGGAUGUCAGGGAGCUUGGGCGUGGCCCUCAGCAAGUGGCCCUCGACCCCCAGCUCAGGAGCAUGCUGCAGUGGGUGGCAGCCUCCGUGGCCGACAUUCCCCAGAUCCAGCUGAGUCCUGACAGAGAGCUGCAGCAGCUCCCAGCGGUGGUCCAAAGGCUUCGGGAGAGGAAGUGGAGGGUGGGAGAGCUGCUGCACACGCUGCUGCGCUACUGUGAAGAGAGUCAGAUGCACAGCCAGUCCCAGGCCAGAGAGGAGGCACUCCAGGCGGGCAGAGAGCCGCACCGCAUCCCCCUGUUCCAAUGGCUCCUGGAGCACACCUAGGGGCCUCUCCUCUCUCCUCUCUCCUCUCUCCUCUCUCCUCUCCUCUCCUCUUCUUUCCUUAGUUCCAGACAGGGCUUUGCAAACUUCACAGCCCCUAGAGGGCACCAUACAAAUCAGCUGAUCCAACUAAUUUUCACGAAUGUGGGCGGCGUGUGUUUUGCAUUGCAUGCUGUGACCAAGAGUACUUUUAUUUUUCUUUCCACCUUCUGUUUUGUUGUUGCAGUUUCAUUAUUUAUCAGGCUGCAUCUAUCAUGUGUUGAUUUAGUGAGCUGUCUCUCCCGCCCGCCUACACCUCUAAUUCAAAGCCCUCACACCUUGCUACCAUGUUGUGUGCUUGAGCUACAGAAAGAAAAGGAGAGAGAGAGAGGGAGAGAGAGAGAGAGAGGGAGAGAGGGAGAGAGGGAGAGAGAGACCCACCGCAUCUGUUCCAGACAAAAAUGCAGCGAGUUGAGAGAAGGAGGAGAAUGUGUUUUUUGUUAGGGAAUCCCCAUAGCUGCUGGGCCGAUGAUGUCAACACACCCACAGCUCACCUCUGUGGUGGUGUUUCCACAUGUUAAGAGACCAACUGUGCGUGCGCACACACACUCACACACACACACACUACAGCACACCACACCCUGGUGUUAUCAGGAGGAAUCCAAGAUCCACUGACACUCAUCAACAUCAGACCAUUAUUCCCCUGUAGUAUUCCAUUGUUGUAUUAAUCUGCUCAGAGCUGCUGUGGAGCCCUGAAUGAGUUGAAUGCAUCUGUAAUGACUCCUCACAUGUGACCUGUGAACAUUAGAGGUCCUCACGGGUCCGCUCGCUUCUGAAUUCGGCCUCAGCCAGGUCCAAAUUCUGCUCAGUAUAAUCGGGCCGGGCAAGGUGUUUUACUGCCACAGGUCCUGGGUCUGUGUGUCAGUAUGUCCAGUGUAUACCCAAGUGUACGCAGUAUCAGAAUAUUUGUGUUGGUUUUCCUUGGGUCUGCUCUGGUCUGGUCUGGCUGUGCUCAGGCACCCCCCCCCCCCCCCCCCACAGACCAGGUCUUUAUUAUCUGAGAAUGAAUUUAUGCACAGCGGGUUUGGGCAAGUUUUCAGCAGGUUUUUCAUUUUGGAUCAGGUCCAACAUUUAGGACCCCAGACACUAUUAGCUGUGAAACCCGUCUGUAGUUUAGUAACUUGUACCUCGCUGUGGUCAGCAGAGUGAUAAAAAGCGCUUGAUGAAGUUGCCUCUUGCCGGUAUCGGUAUGUGUGUUGUAUUUAAAACUUUAAAACUCUUUGCUUAGCAACAAUCUCCUUGGUUGUCAAACUUAGUAAAAUGCUUAGAGUGGAUGAUGUUUACCAGGGCGGUUCGGUAAUUAAAAAAAAAAAAAAAAGUCUAUUUUUGAAGGUAGAGUAUCUAAUCAAACAUGAAAUGCUGCUCAAAGCUAUGAAAGAAGCCAUGAUGUUGGCUCUGUGUUGCCAAAUGUAGCUUGUAACGUGACCCUUCUCCCUCCAGUCGGGAGUAAACGUGUGAUUCUCCGGGUCUGUGUCAGUGGCCCACGUCCAGUUUGGGGGAAGAUCCAGUGACGCAGAUACUGGAUCUUUUGGUAAUUAAAGACACCGGUCUGCACCUCCAAAACCACCAACUAAAAGCAUGUUCAUAGCUCAGCCCUGGACUCACACACUGUGUCACCCACGCCCCACAGUCACCUUGUGGAAUGAAGGACUCUGAAUACCACAGCUCCCAGACAACACUACCCCCCCGACACACACGCUUGUUACUCACCAGCGCCCAUGUGUACGUCCACAUGCACAGCACUAACAGCUACUUGCUGCGAUGCACUUUGGGUUUUUUUUGUUUUGUUUUGUUUUUUUGGAUUUGGCCGAGGAGAGACUGGGCAUUUCCAGUCCUGCCCUCAGACCUCUCCAGACCGGGCCUCCUUUGUGAAUUCAGUCCCAGCGGUCAGUUACAUGCACAGUGACCAGAACCCCCCCCCCCCCAAAAGAAGAAAGAUUAUUAGGUAUCAUUUUGAUGUUUGUAUUUAUUGUUUUGCUUUUGUUUGGUUUGUGUUACUUUAAUGAGGGACCUGAGAAUGACGUGAUGCUGUGAGGUCCUCCAGUUUAUAUCAGGUCUUUCCUUCUUUGGUUUGAAACACUGUAAAAUACCACAGCCUCGCAUCUAUUAUUAUAAACUAAGUGUUUUUGGUGGUGUUCACCCGCAUGGCUGAAUCUUCGUUGACAUUUAAAGCUCAGCAUUAUUCUUCUUAAUGUAUUGGCCUACACUAAUCGAGCUGCAGUGAUUCGUCUGUGUCCACACUGCUUAACAGUAUGCUAUAGGCCUCUGCAGAUGCCUUGUCUUUUACUGCUUAAUCUCUAGGCUGCCAAAUGGUCAUAUAAUCUUAAAGGUGUUCGUCCUGUAUAAUUUGUUUACACGCAAAAGUGAAUUAAUCACAAAAUCCACUAAACCCAAGUCGCACCUACUAUUAAAAUGAUAGUAGAAAAGACGACCUAGUGAAGUAUUAACCUGAGAAGUGAGAGAGUGCAGAUGUGUUGGUUUACAUUAAAGGAAUGUAUUAAGAGUCAUGGACUUUACACAUGAAGAGAGCUCAUCACAGUGUACAGAUUCUCUCCCUGUGUGAAUGUUUAGUUGUAGGACUUUCCCAGGUUUUUUCCAGUACCCAGCCCCCCAACGCCCUCUCUACUAUUUUCUUUCUUUAUCUACUUUACAUUCCUGUGCAUCCCAGAUGACAUACAGCGCUAUAUUGUUGUGUUUGUGAAAGCGGAAUGUGUACCUGCAAAGACUCGGCUCCAUUUAGAAGCAGAUAAUGUAAAUCCAGUGUUACUUUCUGCCUCUCUCUGACCACACACAGCAAAACAUUAAAAAAAAAAAAAAAAAAAGAGAGAGAGAGAUGUACCUCACCUCCACUCAUGUCUGUAUUUUUCCUGCUUCCUU